AUGUCAGACUUGGAGGAUAUCGACCCUUUUUCAAAUUCUCUUCAUUUUUCAGACACUCUUCCUUAUACUGUAAAUGAUGAUUCUGAUGAUAGUUUUGAAAAAGUGGAAGAACAACAGCUUAUGUCAAUAAACCUGAACUAUCAGCCGGAGGUUAAAACACAAUUUUGCUGUCAACUUGACAGGGACAUUCACCAAGGCGACUUUACCAUUCAAAUUACUAGUGCACAAAAGACAACUGAUAAUAAUGGGAGUACUUUUAUCACAUAUACUAUAAAAGCUGUGGAUCAUGAAGUUAGGAGACGUUACUCGGAAUUCGAAUCAUUGAGGAAAUCAUUAAUGCGUUUGUACCCCACCUUAAUCGUUCCGCCAAUUCCGGAAAAGCAUUCAAUCGCUGAUUAUGCGACCAUGCAAGGCAAGGCCAAAGAGGAUAUAACAAUGAUUGAGAAACGCAAAAGAAUGCUACAAAGCUUCUUAAACCGUGUAUCAAAACACCCACAGUUGUCAGGAGAACAUAUAUUUCACAAGUUUAUGGAAACAAAUGUUUCCUGG
This is a messenger RNA of Racocetra persica, 549 nucleotides long. The record is from the annotation of a GenBank genome assembly. Lineage: Eukaryota; Fungi; Glomeromycota; Glomeromycetes; Diversisporales; Gigasporaceae.